UCGCAUCCUCCGACUCACCAACUUUUACUUAGCUCAGAGUUUAUCUCCAGGAUUUCCCGCGCGUAGGCAGCAGCAACCUGCGACUGCGAGCACAAGAGCAAAGCUAGAGAGUUGUUGGGAGGAAUCCAGGUGUUGGUGGGGAGGGGAGGUGGCCAAGCACAAGCAGGGUGAGGAGUUGGGCAGUUUGGAGGAGAGAGGAGAUAGAUGGAGACGGACAGCCCGCGGAGCCCGGAGGCGGCGAUCGGGCACCGGGUGGAGGACCUGUGGGAGAUUGCGCAGCCGCAGCUCUCGCCCUCCGAGAAGCUCAACUCAUGCUUCGAGGACAUCCCCGUCGCGUCCUUCCCGCGAGCCCACCCCUCCCAAGUAAUCGAGAUACCUUCGGAUGCCAGCCUUGCUGAUACUGUUGAAACAUUAUCUAAAAACAAAAUUUUGAGUGCACCCAUAAGAAAUGUCGAUGCCCCAGAGGAUGCUAGUUGGAUAGAUAAAUACAUCGGUAUUGUGGAAUUUGCUGGUAUUGCGAUGUGGUUGCUUCAUCAGACGGACGCUUCACCUAAUGGGACAGCUGGUUCUGCAGUUGGAUCGCCUGUAGCCAAUCUAGCAGCUAGGUUAGGCUCAUUCACAUUCAGAAGAACGUCGUCUGGCAGGGUAGAAACUACCACUGAUUCAGAAUCAGAUGAAGCAGCAUCAGUUGGUGGAAGCUUUUUUGAAACCCUUACUUCCUCUGAGUUCUAUAAGAACACAAAGGUUGGCGACAUCUCAGGAAGCUUCCGAUGGGCACCAUUUCUUGCCUUGCAGACAUCUGACACAUUCCUCACCAUGUUGCUUCUUCUAUCCAAGUACAGGAUGAAGAGCCUCCCAGUGGUAGAUAUGGGGGGAGAUCACAUUGAGAAUAUCAUUACACAAUCUUCAGUUGUGCACAUGCUUGCAGAGUGUGCUGGACUUCCUUGGUUUGAAAGCUGGGGAACUAAGAAACUCUGUGAUCUUGGUCUUCCUCUGAUGAAGCCAUACAAACUUGUUAAGGUAAAUGAAGAUCAGCCAGUCCUAAAAGCCUUCCAACUGAUGAGGGAGAAAGGUGUUGGUGGUCUGCCAGUUAUGGACACAAGUGGAACAAAAGCAAUUGGUAAUAUUAGCAUCAGAGAUGUCCAAUAUCUUCUGGCUGCCCCCAAGAUAUACAAACAAUACAGGACGAUCGCAGCGAAGGAUUUCCUUACCGCGGUCCGGCAUCAUCUCCAGGAGCAACAGGAGGCUUCCCCCUUCCUGCAUGACGUCAUCACAUGCAAGAGGGACGACGCGAUUAAGGACAUCAUACUGAAGCUGGACUCGGUGAAGAUCCACCGGAUCUACGUGGUCGACGACAAGGGGGACGCCGAGGGGGUGAUCACGCUGAGGGACAUAAUCUCCAAGCUGGUGCAUGAGCCCCGCCACUACUUCGGGGACUUCUUCGACGGCGUUGUUCCUCUACCCGCAAACAGCACCGUAUGACGCGAAAAUGUACAUUAUCUUUGGCUCCCUUCACUCCUUUUUCUCGAGCUGUAGUUGUUUCAUGUGUAGUUCCUUCCGCGAUCUCCUUGGGUUGACAGACAAUUGUCCACCAGGAGAACUAAUGGGUGACAGUGUGCAGUUAAAUAAUUUGAGAAUUAUCUGAGCUUUGCAAUGA
This is a messenger RNA of Lolium perenne, 1657 nucleotides long. RefSeq names its product SNF1-related protein kinase regulatory subunit gamma-1. The record is from RefSeq and is a predicted model, not a curated record. NCBI's taxonomy places the organism in Eukaryota, Viridiplantae, Streptophyta, Magnoliopsida, Poales, Poaceae.